UGGGCAGUGGCGGAUCCGGUUUGGUUCAGGGCGGGUGUGGCGGGGCUGCGAGGGUGAAUGUGGGGAGCCCGGCGGCGGCAGCAUGGUGGCCCCCGAGAAGGAGCAGAGCUGGGUCCCCAAGAUCUUCAGGAAGAAGAUCUGCACGACGUUCAUAGUGGACCUCUCGGACCCAGGAGGGACCCUGUGCCAGUGUGGGCGCCUCCGGGGUGCACACCCCUCGGUGGCUGUGGAGGAUGCAUUUGGUGCCGCUGUGGUGACCGUGUGGAACAGUGAUGCGCACACCACGGAGAAGCCCACUGAUGCCUUCGGGGAGCUGGAGUUCCUGGGCGCUGGCCGAAGGCCCAGCAAUUUCCUCCGGCUGUCUGACCGCACGGAUCCAGCAACUAUUUAUAGUCUGGUCACCCGAACAUGGGGCUUUCGAGCCCCAAACCUGGUGGUGUCAGUCCUGGGGGGUUCGGGGGGCCCCAUCCUCCAGACCUGGCUGCAGGACCUGCUCCGACGUGGGCUAGUGCGGGCCGCCCAGAGCACAGGGGCCUGGAUUGUCACCGGGGGGCUGCACACCGGCAUCGGCAGGCACGUGGGUGUGGCAGUUCGGGACCAUCAGACAGCCAGCACUGGGGGCAGCAAGGUGGUGGCCAUGGGUGUGGCACCCUGGGGCGUGGUCCGGAACAGAGACACCCUCACCAACCCCAAGGGCUCCUUUCCUGCAAAGUACCAGUGGCGCGGAGACCCUGAGGAUGGGGUCGAAUUUCACCUGGACUACAAUUAUUCGGCCUUCUUCCUGGUGGACGAUGGCACCCACGGCCGUGUGGGCGGCGAGGACCGAUUCCGCCUGCGCUUCGAGUCCUACGUGUCGCAGCAGAAGACAGGCGUGGGUGGGACUGGAAUUGACAUCCCUGUCCUCCUCCUCCUGAUCGAUGGUGAUGAGAGGAUGCUGAAGCGGAUAGAGGAUGCCACACAGGUCCAGCUCCCCUGCCUCCUGGUAGCUGGCUCUGGGGGUGCUGCUGACUGCCUGGUGGAGACACUGGAAGACUCUCUGGCCACAGGAAGUGGAGGCACCAGGCGGGGUGAAGCCCGAGAUCGGAUCAGGCGUUUCUUCCCCAAAGGGGACCCCGAGGUCCUGCAGGCCCAGGUGGACAGGAUCAUGACCCGGAAGGAGUUGCUGACUGUCUACUCGUCGGAGGACGGCUCCGAGGAGUUCGAGACCAUUGUCUUGAAGGCCCUCGUGAAUGCCUGUAGGAGCUCCGAGGCCUCGGCCUACCUGGAUGAGCUGCGUUUGGCUGUGGCCUGGAACCGCGUGGACAUCGCCCAGAGUGAACUCUUCCGAGGAGACAUCCAAUGGCGGUCCUUCCACCUGGAGGCGUCCCUCAUGGACGCCCUGCUGAACGACCGGCCCGAGUUCGUGCGCCUGCUCAUCUCCCACGGCCUCAGCCUGGGCCACUUCCUGACGCCCGCGCGCCUGGCCCAGCUCUACGGCGCGGCGCCCGCGCACUCGCUCAUCCGCUCGCUCCUGGACCAGGCGGCCCACGGGGCAGCCACCAAAGCCCCGGGGCCCAAAGGUGGCGCUGAGGAGUGCCGGCCGCCUCAGGUGGGACAAGUACUGAGGACGCUGCUGGGGGAGACGUGCGCGCCGAAGUACCCCGCCGCCAACGCCCGGGACUCGCGCGCCAGCAAGGGAUGCAUGGACAGCGUUUGUCUGCUCUCAGAUUGGGCCACCUCAGAACCCGCUCUGGAAGCCAGUUUUGGACAGGCGCCCUGGGGCGAUCUGCUCUUGUGGGCGCUGCUGCUCAACAGAACCCAGAUGGCCAUAUACUUCUGGGAGAUGGGCUCCAACGCGGUGUCCUCUGCUCUUGGGGCCUGUCUGCUGCUCCGCGUGAUGGCCCGCCAGGAAACGGAGGCUGAGGAGGCGGCCCGGAGGAAGGAGCUGGCGGCCAAGUUUGAGAGCAUGGGUGUUGACCUCUUCGGGGAGUGCUACCGCAGCAGCGAGCAAAGGGCCUCCCGCCUGCUCCUCCGUCGCUGCCCCCUCUGGGGCGACGCCACCUGCCUGCAGCUCGCCAUGCAGGCUGAUGCGCGCGCCUUCUUUGCCCAGGAUGGGGUGCAGGUGAGCAGUGACCCUGCGUCUCCUGACCCCAGGUUGACCCCGGGUCUGUAUGACUUGGGCCGGACGGUGCUUUGCCUCGACUUCAUGAUCUUCACUCUGCGGCUGCUGCACAUUUUCACUGUGAACAAGCAGUUGGGGCCCAAGAUUGUCAUCGUGAGCAAGAUGAUGAAGGAUGUUUUCUUCUUCCUCUUCUUCCUCUGUGUCUGGCUGGUUGCCUACGGUGUGGCCACAGAGGGGCUGCUAAGGCCCCAAGACCGUGAUCUCCCCAAUAUCCUGCGUCGCGUCUUCUACCGGCCCUACCUGCAGAUCUUCGGGCAGAUUCCCCAGGAGGACAUGGAUGUGACCCUCAUGACGCCCAUGAACUGCUCCUCCGAGGAGGGCACCUGGGCUCAGCCUCCGGGGCGCCAGGCGGGCUCCUGCGUCUCCCUGUACGCUAACUGGCUGGUGGUGCUGCUCCUCGUCAUCUUCCUGCUCGUGGCCAACAUCCUGCUGCUCAAUUUGCUCAUUGCCAUGUUCAGCUACACGUUUGGCAAAGUACAGGGCAACAGCGACCUCUAUUGGAAGGCACAACGCUACAGCCUCAUCCGGGAAUUCCACUCUCGGCCUGCUCUAGCCCCGCCCCUCAUCGUCAUCUCCCAUGUGCGACUCCUCAUCAAGCGCCUGUACAGGAACCGCCGCUCCCGCUCCAGCGUACCUUCCUCUCCCACUGCGGAGCACUUUCGUGUCUACCUCUCCAAGGAAGCCGAGCGGACGCUGUUGACGUGGGAGUCUGUGCAGAAGGAGAGCUUCCUGCUGGCCCGCGCGCGAAACAAGCGGGAGAGCGACUCCGAGCGACUUAAGCGCACUUCUCAGAAGGUGGAUACCGCCUUGAAGCAGCUGGGACAGAUACGGGAGUAUGAUCAGCGCCUAAGAGGGCUGGAGCGGGAGGUCCAGCACUGUAGCCGUGUCCUGGACUGGGUGGCUGAGGCCCUGAGCCGCUCGGCCAUGCUACCCCCCGGUGGGCCACCGGCCCCUGUUCGGCCCGGGUCGAAAGACUGAGUGCUGCUGGUCUUCACGGAGUGGUCCCACCCGUGUGCCCACGACCUCGUCCCUGAGCUGGGCCCCAGGCUCCUGGACCUCGGUGUGGACGCCUUGGGGAGUGUCACCCAUGCAAGCUUCAGCAAGCCCGGCUCCUCCUGCCCCAGCCCCGCUCUGGGAGGAUCAGGCUGUGCCGCCGCCGAGCUGCUAGCCCUUGAAGGGACCUGCCCCAGUGGGGGGACACAGGAGGGUCGUUGGGGCUACAGGGACCACUGACUUUAUUCCCAGCUUCCCCACACUGGGGACAUAAAGCCUUUGAGAUCAGU
Molecule: messenger RNA, 3444 nt
Organism: Octodon degus (degu)
Lineage: Eukaryota; Metazoa; Chordata; Mammalia; Rodentia; Octodontidae
Gene: Trpm4
Product: transient receptor potential cation channel subfamily M member 4
Exons: 22
Coding region: 83-3139 (1018 amino acids)
Biological process (GO): calcium ion transmembrane transport
Cellular component (GO): membrane
Molecular function (GO): ligand-gated calcium channel activity; calcium-activated cation channel activity
Source: RefSeq, a predicted model, not a curated record